AAGAGGUUGGUCCUCUACGCGCGAUGUGGGGAACCCGCAAGCUAAGCUCCUCCGGGGGUCUUUUUUUAGGAGUGUUUAAGUCGGGGUGUCAGGGUACACAAGCUGACUGUUCUCGCUUAACCACGUCGGCGGUUUAUUUACCAAAUCAGUUCAGUUGGACUCUACAAAUGAAACCAUGGGUUUUCAGUGAAUACAGAAUUAUGUGGUUCAAAUCCUAUAGAACGAAUUUUGCCUGCUUGAAUACAAUGAAAAGUUACAGAUACCCUUGGACAAGACCAUAUAGUACUUCUCGAACCACUGUAGAUAGCAGUGAGGUAAAAACCUUCCUGGCCCUGGCUCACAAAUGGUGGGAUGAGCAAGGAGUAUAUGCACCUCUUCAUUCUAUGAAUGACCUGAGGGUGCCAUUUAUUAGAGACAAUCUUUUAAAAACAAUUGCUAAUCACCAGCCAGGAAAACCUUUGUCUGGGAUGAAGAUUCUUGAUGUUGGCUGUGGUGGUGGAUUGUUAACUGAACCUCUAGGGCGGCUUGGGGCUUCAGUUAUUGGAAUUGAUCCUGUGGAUGAGAACAUUGAGACAGCACAGCACCAUAAGUCAUUUGAUCCAGUUCUGGAUAAGAGGGUAGAGUACAGAGCGUGUUCCCUAGAAGAGAUUGUGGAAGAGACUGCAGAAACGUUUGAUGCUGUUGUAGCUUCUGAAGUUGUAGAGCAUGUGGUUGAUCUGGAAACUUUUAUACAGUGCUGCUGUCAAGUGUUAAAACCUGGCGGUUCUUUAUUCAUCACUACAAUCAACAAAACACAGCUGUCCUAUGCCUUGGGAAUUGUUUUUUCAGAGCAGAUUGCAGGCAUUGUACCAAAAGGUACUCAUACCUGGGAGAAGUUUGUUUCACCCGAAAAUCUAGAGAGCAUUCUGGAAUCAAAUGGUCUGUCAGUUCAAACUGUGGUGGGAAUGAUCUACAACCCCUUCUCAGGUUAUUGGCAUUGGAGUGAAAAUACCAGCCUUAACUAUGCAGCUCAUGCCGUGAAACAGGAGCACCCAGUGCCUGCUGGGUUUGUUGUAAAGGGGGAAACAGAAGACCGCCAAGCUGACACCUCCACCAGCCCAGCUGUGCAUGACGAGCUGAAGAAAUGAAUCGUUGCAAAAGGCUGUUGCGAUAUGGUUUGAAAGCCUGAUGUUUACAAAUACAAAAAAUACACAAUUUGAUUUUUGAGAAAGGAUUAUGCAGAAAAGAAAGUCAAUAAAAAGGGCCAAAAACCUUGGA
Molecule: messenger RNA, 1257 nt
Organism: Phyllostomus hastatus (greater spear-nosed bat)
Lineage: Eukaryota; Metazoa; Chordata; Mammalia; Chiroptera; Phyllostomidae
Gene: COQ3
Product: coenzyme Q3, methyltransferase
Exons: 7
Coding region: 24-1127 (367 amino acids)
Biological process (GO): ubiquinone biosynthetic process
Molecular function (GO): 2-methoxy-6-polyprenyl-1,4-benzoquinol methyltransferase activity
Source: RefSeq, a predicted model, not a curated record